Molecule: messenger RNA, 1775 nt
Organism: Rhizopus microsporus ATCC 52813
Lineage: Eukaryota; Fungi; Mucoromycota; Mucoromycetes; Mucorales; Rhizopodaceae
Exons: 3
Coding region: 34-1500 (488 amino acids)
Source: RefSeq, a predicted model, not a curated record
UUUUUUUUUUUUUAUAAUUAAUAGAAAAAACAAAUGAAUCAAGAUCCAAAGGAACAGCAACAAGAGUCAAGUCAAGAAGACCAAAAGCAAAAAGAGCAGUCAACGUCACCAAAAGAAGAAGAGCAACAAGAACAGCCAACGACAUCAGGCAAUCUUGAACAAUCAACCAAUGAUGUCUUAACUGCUGCUGCCUCACAACUUCAACAAUUGACACCUGAAGAGACUCAAGCACUCAUUCAUGCUACUGCCCAAGCUAUGGGUGUAUCAAAUAAUUAUCAGCAACUAUUCUCUACUAUAGACUCAACAAACGUGGUCUUGGCUGCUUCUAUCGUAGCUGCUGCUGCUGCUGCUUCUGCCACAAAUAACAAUAAUAACAGUAACUUAGAGGCUUCAAAAGAAACAACAACCAGUGCACCCAUAGCAACAUCAUCCGGAACGUCGUCGUCAACAACGACAAGUAAUAAACGUAAAAGAGAACCUAUCGAUCUCAGUACAUUACCUGCAGACUUGUUGAAACGUGAGCUCAUGAACCAAAAGGUGAGAGCAGAUAACAGAGAACGAAAAAAGCGUUGGAGACAGCAAAAUGAAGAGAGAAAUAAAGAUAAUGACUUACGCUGUCGCGUGAAUAAACGAGCACAUAAAUUAUUUGGAAAAGAAGACAACGAACAUAAGCGAGCUUGGAUCGAAGAAGAGUUUCGAAAAAGACAACAAAAGCGAAAGGAAAAAGAGAGAAGGAAAGGUGUGAUUGAUAAUUCCUUGGGUGCUGUCCAAAAUCAUAACGUCUCUCAUCCACCACCAACUCAGUCAUUCAUGUCACCUCAGCAACAGUUAGAUAUCAACUAUUUAAUGAUGCUUUGUAAUAGUCUUGGUAUUCCUGGUGCUGCUCGUGCGUUAAUAGGCAAUGCCACCGCUAGCACUACAACUACAUCAACAAACAAUACGGAUACAGUGGCAGAUAACGUGUUGCAAGAACAGAGAAACGAGAAACGAGAAGAGUCUACAGACAGCACAGAUUCAAUGGAACAAAAGAACACAGGGUCAAUAAUACCAACAGUAGAUACUGCGAAUGAUAACAGCAGCAGUAAUAAGAAUAAUGAUAGUAGCAGUAGUAAUAAUAAUAACAACAAUGAUAAUCAUACCACAGAAGAAAACAAGGAUCAACACAAGCCGAUCAAUUCAUCUCUACAGCUGCUUGAAUUUCUACAUCAUAUACAGCAAUACCACCCCCAACAGCAGCAAUCGUCGUCCUCGUCGCAUAUCGAAAACAACCCUUCUUCAUCAUCCAACAAUGAACUAGCCGCUUUACCUACAUUUCCCAACAUGGAUAGCACGAACAAACCUGAAGAAAAGCUGGCUGCUUUACUAGCUUCGACCCUAGCCGCCGCUGCUGCUGCAUCCAACAAGGAGGAAGGAUCAGAGCGACCUGCUACAGAACAUACCGAAUUUCCUUUAGAUGCAGUUUUGACACUUAUGCAAUUAAACGCUGGCUGGAGGCAGUAGCAUCAUAUUUUUAAUAAAGAAAAAUUCCUUACCCCCUUCACUCUUUCUCUUUCUUUUUAUCUUUUUAUGUGAGAAGGGGAAAGAAUGCUGAUAGAUAUUUUAUUGUGUAUUGCUGAUUACCUAAACCAUGAAGAUCUACUGACACUUUCGCUGAUCUAUCCUGUAUUGUACUAUGACGAAUCGUUUUGGAAAGCAAGAUGCCGCAACGAUUACAACGUGACGUACAAUGAUCCGAGCUUGACGUAUCGAGAGCUGUACAAGGCAUGUGUUGUUAA